CAGGGAGCUCAGCAGCGUAGCAGCCGAGCAGUGGCAAAGCCUUGGUUUGGUUCCGGCCGACGAGCAUGUUCCACUCCGUCGCUCGCCUUUAUGUGAAAUCUAGCAGACAGAGUUACCCCAGCUCAGUAGGGCUCUCCAGAAGAUAAAUUCCUUCUGAGUGUCCUGAGAAUCGGCAGGAGUCGUAGGACACACGUAAACAAGAGGUAUCAGGUGCUCCAUGCCGCUCAGGGAUUGAUUUAAUUGUUUGCGUCGUUCGACACUUUAAAAAGUGCUCUCUGGCCGGGUGGAGUGCCAUUUAACGGACUGUGUCGGGCAGGAGAUGACUGGCUUAUUAAUUUUGAUCUGAGGUUGAGAGUGAAGUUACGAGGGACCGAGAGUGAUUUAAUGUGGUUGGUUGUCAAGCAGCAGCAAGCGUGGUGAUUUGCUCCUGGACGCUACGAUCUGACCUAUCAGUUGGUUAAACGAUCACUCCUGAAUGCGAGCACACAGAUUCAUGUGUACACAUGCCCGAAGCGAGACAGAGAUAGAGAAAGUGAAUCCAUUCAUCUAUUGUAUUGGAUACACCCCCCCCCCCCACCCAAUCGCCGUGUAUGUACAGUGUACACUGAGGUGGAUUGACACAGGGGCUAGUGACGGCAAGCAUUAUUCAGUGCCCUGGCCUAUAGAAAUCUGCAGGUGUUUAGGAGACAGAUUAGAGCGAGGUAGCCUUGAAGUGUUUGGACCAUUGUCUACCUGUGCCUUCGUCACUGCUGCCUGCCUUCGCUGGCCUAUUAUUCUCCUCCGGGGCUGUCUCUCAGUGCAUGCUCUCCAGCUUGGUUCACAUAAGACUGUGAGCAUAAGACCUUACUGAUUUAGAUACCACCAUGGACUUUGCUAGUGUCGCAGCAUUGCAAGGCGUAACUCCCAUGUCUAUGAUCCCCCACCCACUGACUCUAGGACAUACAGGAACCGUACCAGUCACCGUACCCUACUCCGUACCCGUCGGCAUCCCCAACCCUCAUCACAUUACCUUUCCCUUUGCUGGUUAUACAUCUCGCAAACGAACUCUGCGGGGUUCCGAUGAGCUGAUGGCCACACCCAAUGGAACCACUACUACUAACGUCGUCCUAGGAAGCCAAGAUGCAGGCUCGCCUAAUUCUAACGAUCAUGAUGCCAAGAAGGUAACAAAAUACAAAAAACCAAAGAAAAAGAUAAAAGACAGACCCAAACUACCCCUUUCCUCUCGUCAAUCGAGAGUAAGGUAGCUACCCCUCCCCGAGUUACCCCCUCCCCCCUUAACCCUGCUUUGUGACAUCUCGCUGCCUUUCUAGAGCUUUUAUUUUAGCUGAUUUCAGUUGCUGACAAAAACAAAAAACAAACAAACACAAAAAAAAAGGGGAAAAAAAGAAAGAAAUCAAAAUAGAAAAGAUAACACCAAAUUGAGCUAAAUUCUUAGUGGCAUACUAAAGUGCAUUAGCUGAGAGAUAAAUUGAAAGGAAGAUAGACAAAGCUUUUGCACGAAUGUGUUGCAAAAUGCCAAAUGCCAUGAAGAAAGGAAAACAAAUUAUUCCUUAUCUUCAAUUCUGGGGUACUUGAUUUUAUCAACCUUAGGGAUAAAAGCUGAGAAAUACCUUCCGAAAAAUUCUAUUUGGGAUGAAAUCAUUUCAUAAUUGAAACCUUUCUAAAUUUUUGUUAACCAGGUAAUCUGGAGGCUUCGCUUUUUAUGAUUUGUAUUCUUUCUGGAGCAUUUUGUUGUGUAAAGCUAUUUAGGCAAAAGAGAAAAAGCUCUAUAGAUAUUAGUUGUCAUGCUCCGAAAAUCUCUUAGAUUAUCCCUCCCCAUCCAUACCCCUUCCAACCCUUUUAAACAAUUUUUACCAAUAAGUUUCAAGAAAGAAUAAGAUCAAAAGUUAGGCUGAACACAAAAACAA
Molecule: messenger RNA, 1907 nt
Organism: Strongylocentrotus purpuratus (purple sea urchin)
Lineage: Eukaryota; Metazoa; Echinodermata; Echinoidea; Camarodonta; Strongylocentrotidae
Exons: 2
Coding region: 864-1244 (126 amino acids)
Source: RefSeq, a predicted model, not a curated record